CUAACGUUGGUGACGUGUACCAGAGAGAGUACAGCCACUAGAGAGAGAGAGAGGGUACAAUAAAAAUCGCAUUGGCGCCAGUUGCAUUUUCCAACAAGCGCAUUCCGAAUCCGCUCACUGCACGGGUAUCGCGAUGGACGAAGCUCUGGACCAACUCCGGCUAGCAAAGUCUGUCAGACGUUGCAUGGAAAUCUUUGCCGGCCUGCUGACGCCCAUCAUCGGACAGUCGCGCAUUCUGUAUCUCGGUCUAUUAACUCUCGAUGAUCAGCUCAACGCGCAUUUAUACCAGCGCGACGGCGACAACAGCUGGACGCCCGAACAGUCGGACAUCGACGAACUGUGCUGCGAACUCGCCAAGUACAGAAACGCCGCCGAAAUUCUCAACAACCGAAACCCCAUGCCGCCCGUCAAGAUGAAACGAGUGAUCAGGCUCGACGGCUGCGGCGAGGCGACGAUCCAUUUCUUUCGCAUCGCCGGUCACGGCGCCGUCAUAUUAACCACGCGAUCGCCGUCAGUGCUCGAGCCGCCGGAGUGCCUGGCGCCUGCCUUACGAGAGCUGGCCGUCAGGUUGUGUCAGCUGGACGUUGAACGGAGAGCCGUGCACGCCGUACAGGACAGGCUCAGCUCGUUGCUAACCCGCGACGUUUACCAGGAAAUGACGAGAAGCAUGUUCGUCUUGGCUAGCAGGUAUCGCGCACCCGUAUCGAUAGCCAUUCUGGACUUGGACAACUUCAAGAAGCUCAACACCCAGCUUGGCUACCUGCAGGCCAACGAGGUCAUCGCCAGUGUGGGACGCCUGAUCGCCGACUCCGUCGGCGAUGACUGCGAUAAGGUCGUGGCGGGUCGAUUUGGGGGCGACGAGUUUAUGUUCACGUUCGACGCGGACGGCGAGUUUGCCCGGCGCGUCGUUGGACGCGUCCUAGAGGGCCUCCCGUGUCUGAAUCCCAAUUUCGCUGACCCCGGGGCUCGCGCUAAGCUUCGCGAAUUCGGUGGCUGUAGCGCGUCCGUCGGCGUAGCCACGUGUCGAUUCGACGUCGAUUUUGUAGGCGGCAUCGAUGCGGACGCACAUGUGAAAGAGCUCACCAAUAGGGCGAACGAAGCUCUGACGAAGGCCAAGGAGCGCAAGAACUGCAUAGUACUGUACGAGGAAUUGAUAGGAUAAGAAGUAGCUGUAACGACGCUGUUUCAGGUAUCUGAAACGUUAUGCCGUUACAGCAGUGUGCUGAUAUAUAUCGGGCCGUAUCUCAAAUCGUACGUAAUAUUAUUCGUAGAGUAGGUAAAUUAGCGGAGUUGAUUGGGGAAAAAGUAGUACAAAUAAGGGAGGACGAUAGGGGAGGGAGGCAGAGCUGCUGUUAGUGUUCUUUAAUGACAGAGCGGCCAGUGGGAAGUUAGGAUUUGAGAGAGUGCUCAGUGUAAACAACAUGUCAUUAUUUAGUUUACUUUGGCGGCUUCUCAAGGACACAAUUGGGGCAACGGGGUCACCAGAGUUGGAACCCGGACUGCUCCGCAAGUCUGGGGCUCGCCGAGGCCUCCACUAGCCAAGGAUGUAUGAAAACCUGUAUGCAAACAACCCUCCGGAACACGGUGCACUCUGGCCUUCGCAAAGCCCCUACCCACGGGCCAGUCCGGGUUCCAGCAUUUAUCCCCACUCCUGCCAUUUGCGUGCCCUGGAGAUCCUGCACCACCAAUUUUGUUCUAACCUUAAUUUAGUUGCUGUCCCGCAACCUCUAUUGGCUGGUGUUUUAACAGCGGAGCUGUUUAUGUCGAGCGUAAUCUGUCUGUCGGCAACAGAAAAUGUGGGCCGAUCCUGGCAGAAGGGUCCAAGCACAAUGGCACAUACUCCUGUGAACUAGCAAAGCUGAUCCUGGCUAUGUCUGGCUAAGCAUGGUUGGGACUACUUAAGCUUAGUCAGUCAUCGAUAGCCAAUCAAUAGCUAAUCAAUCAAUAAAUUCCAGAAAAUGCUGGGGAUGACUUGGUAGUGCUUAGCGUAGCCCAAAUACGUGGCCAAUACCUUGUGAUAGCCAAUCAAUAGCUAAUUGAAAAUCGACCAAUAAUCGAUAAAUUCCGGGAAAUGCUGGGGAUGACUUGGUAUUGCGCUGCUGAGCACGAGGUCGCGGGAUCGAAUCCCGGCCCCGGCGGCCGCAUUUCAAUGGAGGCGAAAUGCAAAAACGCCCGUGUGCUUGCGUUGUAGUGCACGUUAAAGAACCCCAGGUGGUCAAAAUUAAUCCGGAGCCCUCCACUACGGCGUGCCUCAUAAUUUAGAACUGGUUUUGGCACGUAAAACCCCAGAAAGAAGAAGAAGGGUGACUUGGUAGUGCUUAGCCUAGCCAAAAUACAUGGCGAAUAAUUUGCGAUAGCCAAUCAAUAGCUAAUCGAUAAUAGACAAAUAAUAAAUUCUGGGAAAUGCUGGGGAUCACUUGGUAGUGUUUAGCCUAACCCAAAUACGUGGCCAAUACCUGCGAUAGCCAAUCUAUAGCUAAUCGACAAAUAAUCAACAAAUUCCUGGAAACGCUGCGGAUGACUUGGUAGUGCUUAGCCUAGCCCAAAUACAUGGGCAAUACCUUGCGAUAGCCAAUCAAUAGCUAAUCGAUCAAUAAAUUCCAGAAAAUGCUGGGGAUGACUUGGUAGUGCUUAGCCUAGCCCAAAAGCCAGGACUAGCUAGGUGCCCAUCAGCUCCGCUGUCUCUUUAACAUUGCGCCUCCAGUGCAAGCUACGUCAAUUUUUUUAUUUUCACGUGGCUAAAUGAUCUUGGAGGAGCAAAUCCCACAGUAAACCUAAAUUCUAUCCAUUUACUAAAUAAAGGUAUAUCGUUGUCACUUAGUGCUUGCAUGGAUAUUCAUUUCCCACUGGUCACUGCGCCAUUAAAGCAUGCUAACAGCUCUAUCGUCCUCCCUUGCUUUAACCUUUUAUUACGAUAGCAAUUAUAUGGACACUUCAACCGGAUUUCUGCUGUCGCCGCGAGGUUCCCUAUAGAUAACAUCUUCGCCGCGCGCCGUAUGCCCGAGCGGAAGCGUGCGGGGACGCGCGCUAUCACGGAGAGCGAACGCACUCAAUCUCCCACGUGCAAGCAAGGAAGCGGGAAGCCAGCGCCGGAGGGAGCGGGGGGGGGGGGGGGGGCGCACUUCUACUCUGCCAACAACCGCGCUCGUCGCUCGCACGCACCGUCGCUUAUCUCCACACGGCUCUGACCAUUAUGCGCCAUGCAUUCGCCGCUCAGUUUCCGUUGAAGCGAUAGACCGCACGUACCUUCGCCCGCUGCUGCGGCGUAUGCGCUUGCUGCCAGCGUUUUGACAGUCGUCUGCAGUCAUUCAGUGUGAUCUAUUCAUGUUUGUUUGUGCGCGCUCACACCACGCUUGUUCAAUCAGUUGGUAAUAGUCGGGCCACAUUUUCCAACGCACGCUACACAUGCAAUGCUGCCAGGGUCGGCAGUGCAGCGCUACAGGUGUGUCCCUUCGCACGCGCUGCCCACGGGAAGCGCUUCUCAUCAACACCACCGUUUCACAUGCGCCUUCUCGUGGUCAUCGAGUCUCUCUUCAUGUCGGUCUACUUGCGCCGCAGCACACCUGCUUACUUAAUCAGCUCAUGUUUACUACAAUUCAUAUUGCUACCAAAGCCGCUCACCUUACU
Molecule: messenger RNA, 3627 nt
Organism: Dermacentor silvarum
Lineage: Eukaryota; Metazoa; Arthropoda; Arachnida; Ixodida; Ixodidae
Exons: 2
Coding region: 134-1162 (342 amino acids)
Biological process (GO): cell adhesion involved in single-species biofilm formation; negative regulation of bacterial-type flagellum-dependent cell motility
Cellular component (GO): plasma membrane
Molecular function (GO): diguanylate cyclase activity
Source: RefSeq, a predicted model, not a curated record